Rattus norvegicus (Norway rat) is the source of this 30310-nucleotide messenger RNA. NCBI's taxonomy places the organism in Eukaryota, Metazoa, Chordata, Mammalia, Rodentia, Muridae. The record is from RefSeq and is a predicted model, not a curated record.
CAGUUCAAAGAUUUUUUUUUUUAUUUAAAAAAACUCAGAUACAAAUCCUAAGUCCCUACUUUAAUACCUAAGUGGAAAAUGAGGUUGUGAAGAGCAGCUGUUACACCCCAAAAGCCUUUGGAUAACUUCAGCUAUUCACCGUUCUCAGUCAAAUGGUUAAUUAAAUGAAAAGGCUUGACAUUUUAGUUCCAGAAACUAAACUGCUUUUCUAGAUAAAAUAGAUGUGCCUUUUGAAAAUUUCCUAUAAAUAAUGGGCCACCAGCUGAAAAACUGGGUUCAAGUCUUGUCAAGAGCUGCAUUCAACUAAAAGCUGAUUUUUCUCUUUUCACAUUUAUCUAAUCACAAUUGUUCUUUGAAUGCAUGUUAUUCACACAUCAGAACAUUCAAAGACAAAAGACAUCGUGUAUUUAGGAAGAUUGGACACUUAAGCUCAUCAUUUUAAUAAAAAGCAAUUAACUUUCCUUCAGAACUAAGUAUACAUUACUCAGCAUUUCAAGAUUAUUUCUGAAGGCCACGGACAUACGAAGAAAUGCAGUCUUUUUUUUUUUUUUUUUUUUUUUUUUUGGGAGCUGGGGACCGAACCCAGGGCCUUGCGCCUGCUAGGCAAGCACUCUACCACUGAGCUAAAUCCCCAACACAGAAAUGCAGUCUUGAUCUUAUGAAAUACUCGAACGCAUUCCACAUCUAAGAUGCAAAUAGACACGAUCAUAUUUUAAUGACCUCAAUAGCUAUUUUAAAUCCUCAAGAAAUGAUUGGGUGAAUUUAGUAUUAUCAAAAAAAUUUGCAUGUCAAGCAGUCUUCCUUAUACUACGGAGACUGAUAACAGCCACAUGUUUAAGGACUUAAGGAUGAUUCCAAGUUCUUUCGGCAACAAAGAAAGGUUUUUUUUGGUUUCUUUUACAAAGAUAACCGCCAGUCCUGAGUUCCUUUCUUUGUCCCACAGUAACGAUGGUGGGGUGGAGGGGGACAGUGUGAUUGUCCCGAAGUCCAAAGGGCACAGAGGACCUAGUGGACAUAGCAGGACUAGCGGGGUUGCCUGCCCCGCCCGAUAUAACUCUAAGCGCCACCGAACCGCAUCCCUGGCCUCCCAGCCAUCAGAUUAUUGCUGCCUCCGCAGCCAUACAGCGUGCCGCAGUGUGCGUAUUAAAAGCCCGCCCCUGGAGGUGAUUGACGGCAGUUUCCUCCAAUGGCCAAUGCGCUCAGCCCCAGCCGACUGGGGAGGACCGCGGUUCGCGGAGGAAUCUCACUUGCCCUUUAGUCCCGGGCAAGGUGUUGCGGCCGGCGCCAUUUUCUGAGCCGCCUGUUUCGGGUGCCGCCAUGUUGGUGAGGAGAAAUCACCGUUACGGCCACUGUCCAAAUCCCCGCGUCGCUGCACGCCGCCCGCCGGCUCCCACGCCUCAGCCUCCGGCGGCGAAUACAGACUAGAGCGGCUGCGCCGGCAGCGCGGGGCCGUUGCCCAGUCUUUGCAGUUAGAGCCCCAUCUCUCUGGCGUGGUUGUUAAUAGACUGGAAAGUCUGUGUCUGUGUCGCUCACUAGUAACCGUGAGUUUUUACCACUUCGUCACCUGUCGGCGGCGGCCGGGAACAGGUGCCCGCAGGCGGCGCAGCGGUCCUCCCCGCGUCCCGCCGCCGGCCUCCAGACCUGCCCUCCAGCCCCGCCCCGUUCUUGACCAAACAUGACAGACUCUGAACAUGCAGGGCACGACAGGUCGGGAACCCUUCUUGUCUGUCUUUCUGUCGGAUGAGAGGAGGGGUCGGGGCGGCGGGAGCGGGCCGGGGCCGGGCGCCUCCUGCAUGACUUAGACGUCUCUGUGUGGCUCCAUCGGUUCCAUGACGCGCACCUUCGUCCACCGCAGCUGGCUGCCAGCCGGCCGCGGGGGAGGCCGACCCGGCCGCGCCCGCCUCCCGGAGCCGGGGUCGCCGCUCGCCGCCCCGCCCCCGCCGGGCACGUGCGAGCCCCCCGCCCCCGGCCCGGCUCUGUCGUCGGCGCCGCGCGGGCGGCUGCGGCGUCUGUUCGCCAGGCCAGUGACCGGCGACGGCAGCCCCGUUGGCACCGUCCUCGAAGGCUCAGUAGUAGGCCUUGUGGAUGUUUGCCUCCUACCCGAGUCCACCUCUGAAAAUAAACAUGUUUAGCUUUUAGGGGGUUGAAAAAAGCCUCUUUCCCUCCCAUCCCCCACUCCCAGGCUAUGUGUCUGCCGCAGGAAACCCCAGGAAAGUGAAAUGACAGUUUUCAAAUUAAAUACGUUAACACGAGUAGACUGCAGAUUUUUUAGCUUUACCUGAGUUCCUAGGUGCUAAAAAUAUCAUUUGACCAUUUAGCUGAGAUUAAGAUUUCCUUUUUAAUUUUGUUGUGCUCCUAGAGGCACGUUCUUGGCACCAUUCAGUGAUUUGGUGCCAUUUACAGAAUAUACUCUUAAGUUUUUAACUUCAAAUUUACAUUGAUAACCAAGUUUUUAAAGGGGUCAGAGCAGGACUUUUAUUAAAACUCCUGAUGCAAAAUCGAUUUCUACUUAGAAUAUUAACUUGAAAAUCGACAUCCUCACACUGCUUUGUCAGUAGUCUCAAGAGAUACAUUGUGCUCUAAUGUGGCCCAUAAGACUUAAGAAUUCCUGAGUAAUUUGAUAUGCUUUUGAUAAAGCAUUGCACACACCUUCCAUCCCUAAAUACAGAAGCAAAACAAAAAACAACAAAAAUCACUGAAAUUUGAAAUUCCAAAAUAUAUGUCGACCUUGAAAGGGAUUAAAAAAAAAAUCCUAACAACUUCAAUAAUGUGAUAAUAAUUCUCUAGAAAGACAUCAAUUAAGCAUGUACCAAGGUUCAGAUAGUAAAGUGUACUCAUAUAAGUGCAACUUGUACUUGACAUAUUUUUAAGAAGGAUUUUUUAAAAAAUAAUACCUUUGUGGUUUCAGUGCUGUCAAAUGGGCUAAGGAUUCUUGUGAUAGGCCGGCACUCUGACCCUCGGCUACACUCAGCCCAAUGUUACCCUUGUGUGCUAGGCAAGUACUCUAACACUUAGCUGCACUCAUGACCCAAGGUUACCCUUGUAAAACAGUUUUAACUAAUGUUGAGAAGUCUAUUGAUAAGCCAGUGAUUUGUUAGUGGACUUAAAAUUCAUUAAUGUGGAAGGAAAUCUCUCAUUUGUUAGUGGAUAGUAUAACUUAAAUAUGUAGAAUUAUGUAUUUUACAUAAUAAAAACAUGUCACCAAGUUUAGAAAUCAAAAUAAUGCUUCUAAAGACCAAUAAUAACAUGUUUUUCUAUUAGAAAUUGAGAUUUGGUCUCAUUAGCCUUUGCUGGCCUAGGCUGUCUUAGAACUCAAAAAGAUCUGCCUGUCUCCACCUACAGAGUGUUGGACUAAAGGUGUGCAGUGCGGCAGUACAUACCUGUAAUCCAACAGGAAGGCAGCGCGUUCAUGUCAGCCUGCCUUACACAACAAAACCAUGUGUUUUUAAAAAGUAGAAUUUGAAGUUUUAAAACACUGACUUGAAGUUAAAAUGAUGCUUUAGUUUGAAGGAUAUAGAUUAAGAGUUAGUAGGAAGAAAAAUGAUAAGUAGCAAGAGUUUUGUUUUGAAUUAGAGCCCAUGUAGUUAUGAACUGUGAGUUAUGUUUCUCAGUCUGUUCUAGUCAGACCUGUUUUGACACAAAAUGAAGAACAACCUGUAUAGAAAUCUCUAGGUAGGUUUGUGACUACCUGUAUUUUUAUAGAUUUCUAGUUGAUUUAAAAAAAAAACUUGGGAGAAAAUAACGGAUUCCUCAAGUAUUCUCUGCUUCUAUAUUAUAACUUUUAUAAGGUAAUACAAGUUUAUAUGAAUUAUGUGAAGAGUGUAUAAUUUUUGCAUAGUCUAGGUAUUUUCACGAAGAUUAUUUUCAGUUACUUUUGAAAACUAAAAUACACAUUCAGGAAAAUAGUGAAAUCUCAUAUUUAUAACUGCUUUGACUUUAUACAAAUUAAAAUAGAAUUUACAGAAAGGAGAAAUUCUAAAUGUAAAUGAAAUUCAUAAAAUGUAUAACUGCUUUAAAUUAUUUUUUGUACAUGUUUUAUAUGGUGAGUGAUUUAUGUAAAUUUGUUUACUAUUUUCUGAAAAAAUAUAUUUUUGAAAAUAUCUAUUUGGGAUCAGGUGUUGUUGGUGCACACCUAUAAUUUCAGCACUCUGGACACUGACAAAAGGAACACUGGCAUGAAUAUGAGACCAACCUAGCUACAGAGUGAGACCCUGUCUCAAAACAGCAAACAGUCCCCCUAAACAAACAAAUAAAACUAUCCCGUUGGUGUGCUUUCCUUUAAUAUUUUCAUGCCUGGGACGAGAAGUAUACUUUAUAAGGUAUCAAUAAUAUAAUGAUACCUAUAAACUUGUAGACAUGAAGAAUGUUAGAGUUCUUGUGCAUAAGUCUGCAGCCUAGUUUCUAAAUAUAAAGUGGAAAGAAUUGAGAAAGUUAAAGGUUUAAUCCCCUUUCAGUUCUCUUUCAUUCACUUCUUUCAGGCCCAACCUCACUCAUCUAACUUUAUCCUUCAGCUGGAUAUUAACCCAGUUAAACCAGGCUCGUUAUGAUGCUUGACAUCAAACCUAUGGCCUCUUGCAUGCUAGACCAGAGUUCUACCUUUGAGCUAUACUCCCAAUCCUGCAAGCAAUUGCUGAAGGCUAAAUACUAGUUCCUAUCUCAGACUAGUAAUUAUCAGAGUUUCCUAAAAUAUGUUAAUGGUAAAAAGUUACCCAGGGCCUGCACUGGAGGAAAAGAUUUUAACACGAACCUAGUAUAGUAUUUUAGGACUCCUAAAGUAAGUUAUUUAUUUAUUACUUGAUAGGACAUAUGGAUAUUUUCCUUAGGUUGGAGGUUUUUUGGUUUUUUUUUUUUUUUUGGGGUUUUUUUUUUUUUUUUUUGGUUCUUUUUUUUCGGAGCUGGGGACCGAACCCAGGGCCUUGCGCUUCCUAGGCAAGCGCUCUACCACUGAGCUAAAUCCCCAACCCCUAUCCUUUGUUCUUUAUGAACAAUUUCACCAUUUAUUCCCCUUACUUUUUGGUUGUUUUCCUUUAAAGCAAUAACAGAUCUCCAGCUAGUCAGAAGGGCAGUUGUUUAAAAAGUUUUCAUAGUCUCCUAGUGGGUUGAAAAUUUGACCAAGAGACUGUACCAGAGUUUGACCAAGUACCGUCAGAGGUGUAUGUGUAGAAAGCACAGGGAAGGGAAGUGACACAGUAGGUUCAGACAUGGUGAAGGUCUUGAUGUAUAGACACUGGGAACUAUUUUGAAAAAUGAGGAAAAGUCUUGAAUAAACUUAGGGCCAAACCCAUCCCUACUGGGAUAUGAAGAUCACAACAGAGUUUUUAAGCAGGACAGCAGUGAUCAGCUGCAUAUUGUUGGUAUGCUGACUGGAGGCUAGAAAAAAGCAAGCUAUAGGAAAGUGAGAAGGCUUUUCAGUUGUUUUUGGUAAGCAUUAAGAAUAUAAUAUUUAAUAAUUACUGGUCUACAUAUGGAGUAUGCAGCAAUAAAACAUUACUAAUAUUUUCUUGAGAGAGAAAUAACAUAAAAAAGUUUAAUAUUAGAUAAGCAUUUGAGAGUGAGGUGAGUGCUGUAGGAUGUUUCUAUUUUAAGUAGGGUUAUAAGUAACCACUUACUAAAAAAGUAGUAUUUGUCAAAAUUAUGAAAUAGGAGAGGAGUUCAGACCCAGGAUAUUUGUGAAAAGGCUUUCCAGGUGGAAUGGUAGGUAAGAAAGCCAGGACUCAGGAUGAACUUGGGAGGAUUAAGGGAAGAACAAGGACAUGGAAGCCGUCUGUCCAGAGGGGUUAGUAAGCAAGGGAGGCAGCAAGAGAAGUGCAUCCUUUGGUGCUGUCUAGAGCCCUCAAGACAUUGUGAGAACUGUGAAUUUUCCUCUUCAGUGAUUUGGGAAGCACUGUGGUACUUGAACAGAGGAAGACUAGGAUCAUGCUAUGGAAAAAGAGGAAAAAGCAACUCCUACAGCAAUAGGUUACAUAGCUGUGUUAGGACAUGGUAGAACUAAGUAACAUUGUCUGGUGGUUGAAAAUGGAGCAUAAGAAAGAAUGAGUGCAGAGCUAGGAUAGACAGCUAGUAAUUGUCCAGUAAAGACUUGAUCAUGGGCAAUGCUACAGACACAAAGCAAGAGUCAGUUAUUUCUUAGUUAAUUCUUGGUAGAAUUAAAGGUGUCUGAGAUGGAUGUUAGUUGAAAUUAUUGAGAUUAACUGAGAUAUAAGUGUUGUAGACCAUGAAAAAAAGAUUUUUAAAAACCAAGUGAGGGAAAAAAAAACCAUUCAAAGAUGUGAAGAUGAAGAUCAUGAAGAUCACAGCCCUAAAGGAAAGAAAGAGGUUCAAAAAGUCCUUUGAUAUACAUUAUUCUAAGUUAAAACCUUUUAGUACUGAAUUAAAAGGUAAACUGGUGGCCUUUAGCCUGAAAGUUUGCAUUUUUGUUUGAUUAGAUGAUUUCCACCCCCUGUAUUGGAGAGUAAACCUUUUACAUGCAAGGUAUUCACUCUACCACAGAGUUAAUUCCCCGACUUGUUUUGAAAUAGCCUUCUUUGAAAACAUUUAAGAUUGUUUUCUACUCUCUGUAGUCCUUUAUCACUAUUGCAUGUACAGACUCACUACCCAAGAUGUCCUCCGUUCAUGUGGGUCACCUGCUUAGCAUCUUUAGUUGUAACUGGAGUUUGUAUUUUCUUGCUUUCUUUCUUUCUUUUUUUCUUUUCUUUCUUUCUUUUUUUUUUUUUUUUUGAGACAGGGCUUCACUAUGUAGCUCUGGCUGGCCUGGAACUCACCGUGUAGACCAGUUUGGCCUCAAAUUCAUAGAGUUCAGCCUGCCUCUGCUUCCCUAGUGUUGUAAUUAAAGGCAUGGGCUGACAACUGGAGCCUGUAACCCUAUGCCAUGUAUUAAACCAAGGUUUCCUCCUGUCUCAUAGGAAUGGUUGACCGUGAAUUCACCAGAUCAAACCUCCAGGUCAGGACUGUUAGCAUAUUACUUUGUGAAUUUUUUCCAGAGUCACUUUUCAGAGUGACCCUGCAUUAUCAGUUGUUCGGGGUCAGAAGCUGACUCACUUCAGAGCUCUUUAGAUUCAGAAAUGCCAAACAUUGUUAAUAGCAUUAAUCAUUAACUGUAUGAAAACUAGUGUCUUAACUGCUUUAUAUAAAUUAUUCAAUCUCACAACAGCCCAAGACAAAGGUCUAAUUAUAGUCUCUCUUUUUAGAGAUAAGAAAGCAAAUAUGAAGGGUUUUGUUGUUGUUUGGUUUGGUUUUGUUUUUUAAAGAUGGUGUUUCUUUGUGUAGCCCUGGCUGGCAAAUAUGAAAAUUUAAAGUUCCCCAAAGCACUAAGCAAAUCAGCAGGAACCUCAGUAAUCUGAGGACAGAGCCUACACUUUUAUCCACAUUAUCAGGAGAAUGUAUGUACAUGAGAAUACCAAUUUAUUCCUGUGAAGACUAGAUGUUUGCAUCAGAGAGUGCAUUCUCCAUAGAGAAUGCUAUACAGGAAACAAUAUAAAUUUACCCAAUGAGUAAGAAUAGGAUAUUAGGGCAGGAGGAUUAGUUGUAUAUGACUGGUAGUUUGAUGGUUUUAGUCUAGAGAAAUGAUAUUCACAUCUCCAUAAUGUGUCUCUCACGUACACACUUGCAUAAAGGAUGUCUUUCCUCCUAGACAUGUGACACUGCCCACAUUUGUCAUUGGGUUUCUUUUUCAUUGCUGCCAUUGUUGACAGUCCUUAUUUCUCCAUUCCCUCUUUCUCCUAAGAGCAAUUCUUUGCAAUGCAUGAUAAUAUCUAAAAUUUAGUUCUCAUUUUUAACUUGAUCCAACUUAAUCAGUUAUGGCUUAAUAUUUUGGCUUUAUGGUUGGUUUCCUUCCUUCCUCUUUCCUUCCUCUUUCCUUCCUCCUCCUUCCUUCCUCCCUCCCUCCCUCCCUUCCUUCCUUCCUUCCUUCCUUCCUUCCUUCCUUUUUUCUUUCUGGAUAUUCUUAUUCUAAACACACACACAUACACACACAGGUACAUUGGGAGGAUGGUUGGGCUCUGGGAAAUGUUACUUUACUGGUGUGAAUACAUAUCAGAUUAUCAUAAUUAUGUGACUUUAACAAAAAUAGUAUUUACUCUUGGCAGAAUAGGCUUCUACUAAAACUGACUUUAUGGUUUCUUUUUAGUGUUCUGGCUUAACAUUAAUACUAGAGAUACUGAUACUGUUUUAAUAUUUAAACUUUCAUUAAUCAUAUGUAUAUUUUGAGUGAAAAAUAAAUGGCUAAAGCAAGUCCCAUGUAGCAUUUAAAGAGUAUUAAGAAGAUUAUCAUUAGAAAUAUGCCAUAAAACCAAAGCACAGCUUUUUUCCCUAUAAAGUUGACACAAAACAACCUAGAUUUGAAUUCUAAUGAUUUUUGAAGUUUUUCAUGAAUCAUAGUUUAUAAUUCAUAUUUCACUUCACUUCAGAGUUUAGGAGCAGAGUCUGUAUGGCUGACUGAGAAACGUGAUCUGUCCAUGGCAUUCAGUUUCACUACCUUUUCCAUUGCUUUAAAAUUAUUGAUUGCUCUGGUAUCAUAGAGAAAUUAUUGAAUUAUAGAUAAUUCUGUUAUAAUUAUUUAUAAAUUCAUCUUUAACCAUACCUUUAUCUAAUUAUUAACAUAUUAAAACUUCCAGUUAAUCAGACUAAUUACUUUCAUAAACAUUUUAAAGAAAGUCAGAUCAAUUAAGUACAGCCAGCAAAGCUGCAGUUUUACCUAUAGAAAAUAGAAAUUCUGCUAUUGUAUGAAAGUUUCGGCUUCUUAAAAUUCACCAAAAAAUUUUAAUUCCCCUUAUGCUUAAGUUUUUAAUCUCUACCGGCAUUUGGAAAUGUCUUGGAACACUUGCACUUCUGUGUGGGACUGAGUUCUAGGUUGUGACUCGAUUGCUAUGUCCUUAAAAUAUAUAAUUAUAUCUUAAAUUUUUAUUUUGUAUAAGCAAGUCAAGCACAAAUGAAUACUCCAUUGUUAUAAGAAACACCUUUGUGGUUUGGUUGUACAUAUAUUUCACCAAGUGCCUCUUCAUUUUUUUCUGAAUGACACAGUGUGAAAAACAAUAGUCAGCCAAAGCAGGGACUAAAGCUGUUAUCGUUACUGUGGUAUAAACACCGCCAGCACUUGUGGAAAAGUAGGACCAGUUCCGCUUCCUCAUUACAAGUUGUAGUGGUCUUGUUUAAAAGUAAGCCAUUAUUUUUGUAAAGGAAGGAUUUUUUUCAGCACUGCUCAUUGCUAAAUUAGCCUGCUGGUGAUUUUUAAUGCAUACACUAGGGUCAUUUUUACUUGAGGUAGUAGGACAGCAGAUAGCUGGAAGAACUUGUUUUUUUUUUGUUUUGUUUUGUUUUGUUGUUGUUGUUGUUGUUUUUGUCUUGUUGUUUGUUUGUUUGUUUUUGUGACAGGUUCUCUGUGUAACCCUGGCUGUCUUAAAACUCACUCUGUAGACCAGGCUGACCUAGAACUCAGAGAUCUGCCUGCCUCUGCCUUCUGAAUGCUGGGAUUAAAGGCUUGUGCCACCACUGCCCAUCUAGAUCCUGUUUCUUAUAACCUGGUCUUGUAUAUGUAUAUUCUCACACGUACAAAACAAAAACAGUUGUGUUAAACAAAACUUUAGAAGUUUUACUUAAUGAAAUUUUGAAGUGGCAAAGUCAUUAUCUAGUAGUUAAUUUCUUUUAUACAGAAUAGCUUUCAUAAACAUUAUUUGUAAUGUUUUCCACAUUCAUUAAUGUACAUUUACAUUUUAUCUAAUUGCUAAAAUCUCAAUAGAUAAGAAAGAUUUUCACUCCAACUUGUACCAAAACACCUUAAUUUGGAAUAUUCAGAUAUUAACAGCAAAUCUAAAUGCCAUGCAUGUUUACAUUUACCUUACUAUAUUGAUUAAUUAACAUGACAUUCAAAUGAUCAGGCAGUUUCUGAUCAUAUGAUUUGCAGGAAUAUCAGAAAUUCCUUGACCAAAGCAGAAUUAGGAAAAGGUACAUUUUAAUUGAAAACUUAGGCCAAAGUUUAAAGUAGAACAUUUUCUUAAACAAACAGAAAAGGCUUCCUAUCAUAGCUUCAAAUCCUAUUAGUACCUCAAAUUUACAGUUAAUUCUAGCAUCAGGUGGUGGAUUGAGGUCUUGAAUACUUAUAGAACUAAUGGCUUUUGGGUGUGUUACUAGAUGACAGGUUGUCCACUCUGGUUCAUUGUUAGAACCAUCCACAGAUUUCUGGAGAAUUGCUGAGUGAAAAUGCAGGGAAAAUUAUUUGAUAGAAAAUUUCUGUGGAUUUCUACCUUUUUCAGUUUGUACUAGAGAGUCUAAAUGAACAGAGUAAAAUGAAGAAUUAAAAUAAAUCUAGUGUAAUUGAAUAUCUAGCUAAAUAAAAAAAGUACUAAAAAAUAUACAAAACUAUUAAAUCUCAAAGAAGUUAGCAAUUUAAUUCACAGUUUUGAUUUAUUCACACACUACCCUGGUUUUGGUUAUUACAAAAAUAGUUAAGGAUGGUUGGCAGUGGCUCACACCUUAAUCCCAGUGCUCAGGAGGUAGAAGCAGGCAGAUCUCUCUGGAGGCUAGUCUUGUCUACAUAGAGAGUUUUAGGACAACCAAGGCUACACAGAAACCCUGUCUCAGAAAACCAAAACCAACCAAACAAAACCCCUAACAUUUGGGGGAUAUAACUUGAAAAAUAAAAAUAAAUUUUCCUAGGAUAAAGGCACAGCAGCAUUUCCCUCUACGUCCCUCAUUUUGUUAGAGAUUUAAGUUCAAGUAUAUAUUUAAAGGCUUUCGAGGUGGUGGCACAAAACUAAUGUCAGAACCCAGCUGACACAAGAGGAUUGCUGUGUAUUCUAUUCAGAUAUGUAUAUUUCAGAGAAAUCACAACAAAUGAGAAUAAAAAAAGACAACUCCAUAGAGUCCUAUAAUUUAGUCCUUUAUCAUCAGCCCAAAUAUUUUGCCUUGGAGGCUCCCAUUUCCUGACAGACACUGAAAUGACUUGAGGAUUGUGUAUAACAUGUGGCCCAGUGAUACUAAGCUGGCUUCAGUUCUGUAGUGUGUUGCAUGCUUUACACAGAUGUUUUGAUUAUGUUUGUCUUCAGAGAGCCCUUCCUAUGGCCCUCUCUCUGACUGUGUCACCUAGACUGUCCUGAUAGAUGGCUUUAUCCUGUGAAGAGCACAUUUUCAUACUUGUUUUACCUCUGUAAUGUAUUUGGGUAAUUUUAUUUAUCAUGUGAUUUUUUUUUAAAACUGCCUGUCUCACCCAUCACCAGAUUAAAAACUUCAUGAGGAAGGCUGAGUAAAGUGAUUGCCAUGUAAGUAUGAGGACCAUAGUUGGGAUUCCCAGCAUCCAAGAAAAUGCCCAGUGGGGCCAGCCACCUGCAUGUAAUAGCUGUGCUUAAGGGGCAGAGACAAAAUCCUUAGACUAAACUGACGAAUCAAGAUUAACUCAAUCUGGCAAGCUCUGGAUUCAGGUCAUACUUUGCCUCAGUAUUUAAGGAAGUAAAUCAUGGAAGAAAACUCACCCACUCACAUGUGCAUGCACUCUAUACACACACACACACACACACACACACACAGAGAGAGAGAGAGAGAGAGAGAGAGAGAGAGAGAGAGAGAGAGAGAACAAAUCUUUAAAAAUAUUCUGAAAACAAAGCUGUUCAACAUAAUUUUAAAAAGAUUUUAGCUAGACGUUGUGGUACACUACUUUGAUCCCAGUAGUCCGGAGGCAGAGGCAGGCGGAUCUCUGAGAGUUCGAGGUCAGUUUGAUCUACAAAUCAAACAAGGUCCAGGAUGGCUAGGGUGGUUGGUUACACAGAAAAACUCAUCUUAAAAAAAAAAAAUUGGGGCUGGGGAUUUAGCUCAGUGGUAGAGCGCUUACCUAGGAAGCGCAAGGCCCUGGGUUCGGUCCCCAACUCCGAAAAAAAGAACCAAAAAAAAAAAAAAUUAAGGUAGGGGUUUGGUUUUACUACCUUAAUGAAGCCAUUCUUGGAUUAACUCUAGUUCUGGCAGGCAUUGAAUUUGAAAACUCCUACCUCAGCCUCCCAAGUAACUGGGACUACAAGGCCCAUUAACCAUGGCCCUUAGCCUAGGUAUAAAGUAAGCUUGUUUAGCCUCAUCUUAAACUGUAAUUUAUUUGCACAUUUUAUAGUUUGUUUAAUAAGACUUUAUAAAUGGCAAUAAUACAAAUGUCACUAGAGCUGUAAUAAAAGAUAAGAAGGAUGCUAGGUAUCAAAGUCCAAAUUGGGUCACUUAGGGAUUACAAAAUUGUCACUUUCUUUGGUUUAUUUUGAAAAACCACAAAAUUGGCUUAACAAGGAAAUCUGAGAUGUACACAUACGAACUUGGUUUGAAUAGUUUCAACCUCUUUGAUCUUCGCUCAGGUAGAUACAGAACAGGAAGUUACAUACCCACUGUUUUAUGACAUAGACCUUUGUAGGAAUUCUGACUUAAAAGCCUUGCUUUACCCUGACUGGGUAAUAACAGCACUUUUUUUCCUGUUUCGUUAAGAUUUAUUUAUUUUAUGCAUGUGAGCACACAGUAGCUGUCUUCAGACACACCAGAGGAGGGCAUUGGAUUUUAUUACAAAUGGUUGUGAGUCACCAUGUGGUUGCUAGGAAUUGAACUCAGAAUCUCUGGAAGAGAAGUCAGUCAUUGCUCUCAACCACUGAGCCAUCUCUCCAGCCCCACCCUUUUGUUUUCCUGUAACUUUUUGAGUGUUAGUUAUUUUCAUAUCUUUCUGUGUGUUUUUUUUUUUUUGUCAGCAUGCAUGUGCACCAUAUGUGUGCAGUGCUCUCAGAGUUCAAAAGAAGGUGCCAGAUCCCCUUGGAACUUGAAUUACAGAUUGUUAGCUGCUAUGUGGGUACUAGGAAUCAGACCCCAUUAGUGCUCUUUUGGUUAUGUUGUUGUUGUUGUUUUGUUUUGUUUGUUUUUGUUUUUCCGGAGCUGAGGACCAAACCCAGGGCCUUGCGCUUGCUAGGCAAGUGCUCUACCACUGAGCUAAAUCCUCAACCCCCCAUCAGUGCUCUUAACUGAUGAGUCACCUCCUCUUUAAAACAAAUUUUUGUAUCACAAAAUAACAGCUUGCAGUAACAUAAUAUGACUCUGGAGAGCAGGUAUUGGCAAAGCAUAAGCAAAAAUAACUGAGUGGGGCUUGGAGAGAUGGCACUCACAGGAGUCCUUGCUGCUCUUGCAGAAGACCAGAGUUUGGGUCCCAGCUGGGGCUGACACCCUAUUCUGAUCUCCACAGGCAUGACCCCAGGUGUAUAUUCACACAGAUACACAUACAUAAAGACAAUAAAAAUGAAUAAAUAUUAAAAUAACUAGAACUAUCAUAUGGAGACACUGAAAGUUUUUUAAAUGGAGGACCAAAGGAAGAUUUCUCCCUAUUGAGUACAAGUCAGGCAUCAGCAUUCGUUUUAUGUCUGCUUUUGAUAGGCAUAUUGUCUGCUUUUAGUUUGUGUACUGGCUGGUUUUGUGUGUAAACUUGACACAAGCUGGAGUUAUCACAGAGAAAGGAGCCACAGUUGAGAAAAUGUCUCCAUGAGACCCAGCUGUAAGGCAUUUUCUUAACUACUGAUCAAGGGGGGAGGGACCUUUGUAGAUGAUGCCAUUCCUGGGCUGGUAGCCUUGGGUUCUAUAAGAGCAAGCUGAGCAAGCCAGGGGAAGAAGUCAGUAACAUCCCUCCAUGGCCCCUGCAUCAGCUCCUGCUUCCUGCCCUGUGUGAAUUCCAGUCCUGACUUCCUUUGGUGAUGAACAGCAGUGUGAAAGUGUAAGCUGAAUAAACCCUUUCCUCCCCAACUUGCUUCUUGGUCGUGAUGUUUGUGCAGAAAUAGAAACCCUGACUAAGACAGUUUGACUAUUGAUUGGUGUGUGAACAUACCAUUGCUGUGUGGCUUGACAACAGUAACUUCUCUGUAUUGGUAAUUUACACAGCAAAAUGCCUAGCUGCAUUGCAGACAAGAGCAGUAGGGCUCCAUGGUUUUCCUGUAAGUAUUAGAUCAAUUAUUUCAGAUUGGUUUGUUGUGUAUCUAGGGCUGCACAGUUUUAGUCAGUAAGGUUUUAGUUAAUAAAGCUUUUCACGUUAUGUGAUCCAUCCAAAAAGAUAAAUGUCCUUUUAGAUACUCCCAGAAACACCUCUGAAUUGAGAAGAAAAUAUUUAAAAUGGUCUAAUUGUUGAAUUGUUACAUAGUGUUUAUAUUUAACAGUUACUGUUCAAGCUAGGUAUUGAGUAAAUAUGUUACUGACUGAGCAAGUAAAAGUAACACACAAAAGAAAUUCUUAGUUAUUUGUGGUAUAGAAAUACUUUUUACAUAAAGUUAAGAGAAGUUUUCAAAAGUUGUCAUGAGACCAUAGAGAAUGUUAGGAUCAUUAAAUAUAUCAUUAUAUAGACUAUGUAUUUGUACUGUUUUAUUCAUAAAAAUUUUUAUUCGGACUGAUUUAGGCUUUAACAGAUUAUGAGAUUGGCUUGAGGAAUAAAUUAAACUAAGUUUUUUUAAAAAAAAAAAAAGGUAAAAAUUGCCACUGGGGACUAUAGAAAUACUCAGGGGUUAAGAGCAUCUUACUGUUCUUCCAGAGGACAUGGACUCAACUAGUACCCAUAUAACAGCUCACAACUGUCUGUAACUCCAGUUUACAGGAUCAAACACCUUAUUCUGCUCUCUAAGGGCACCAGACCCUACUUGUGCAAUACAUACAUGCAGGUAAAACACAUAUACAUACAAUUAAAUCUCAGAUGUUUUUUUAAAAAAUUUAAAAUCUUAAAUAAAAAUUAAAAAUCUUCAUAGAUGUAGUUUGAAAAGUAAGAAAGGUAGUUCCUGCCAACUAAAGGCUUUGAAAAGGUAAAAGAAUAUAUUAGAGGAUGAGGAUGAACACUUUGAAGGCUUUAGGUGUUCAUUAGCUCGCUCUGUUAAUUUGUAAAGAGAGAGAAUUCAAUACUUAAGACGCAUGUGGUGGAGAGAAGGAAUGGACCAACUCCUGAAAAAUGCCUUCUAACCUCUUUAUGCUACCACACACACAUAUACAAAGUUGUUUUUGUUUCUAUUGUUUUUGUUUGUUUUUAUUGAUUUAAGAAAAUGAGAGCUGGAGAGAUGGCUGAGUAGUAAAGAGUAUAUACUGCUCUUGUGGAGGACCUGUGUCUGGCCUGACAUCCUCUUCUGGACCCUCAGCACUUGCACUUACAAUAUGCAUUUACCCCCACACAGACAUACAUAAUUAAACAAAGCUAGGCAUGGUGGCACACAUUUUUAAUCCUAGCACUCAAGAGACAGAGGCAGGCAGAUCUCCGUGAGUUCUAUGCCAGUCAGAAUUACAUAGUGAAGCUCUCUUUCAAAUAAAUAAAAAGUUGAACUAUCUAGGAUAUAAAUUUCCAAGAUCCAAAUCUAAGAUAAUACAACAAGAACUCUGGCCAGGUAGCAUAGCCUCAGGAUGACCCAUCAGUGGUUUUGUUUGAGUGGAGAUAACUGGUUUAGGUAGGUAACACAGGGAGUUAACCUAUGGCUUGAUCAAGAGUUUGUCUGCAUUGACCCAAACAAGUUAUGUGUCAAGCAUGCUGACAGAUUGAGUCAGUAGAACCAACUUAUUACAUGGAGAGCAGUUUAGCAUCAUCUGUUCAGCUCCUUGUCCCCAGGAUAACACUGAAACUAAAAGGGCCAAUAGUAAACAGAAUGGGUGAGGACAUUUUGUAGGUGAGGAACUGUUUGCAUACUAUGCUAAGCAACUUUUCUUAAACCUGAAGCUAUCCUCUGAGGAUCAGGGAAGAUAGAUGAGAAACUGCCUCAUAGGAACUUCCAGCAAAAUCUGAAGAUGAAUGAGAAGGAGCUUUCUGGCGUCUUCUCCUACUGCCUAUCUUUCCAUAUUUAAGGGGAUCACAGGCCUUGCUGUUGAGGUUCAGGCUGCGUGUGGUUCACCCUUUCUUCUGUAGUCUGUGCAGUCAUGGAAGAUCAAAGACCCCAGCACAGAGUAGUGUCCUACCAUGCCAUUCUGGAUAGGGAGAAAUGACAGCAUGAGCUAAUACAGACCAUGAAAGGAAAAUACUGGUUAAGUAGAAGUUUCAAAUAUUGAGAAGAUUCACAUUGAUUGGGGAGGAUCCAGGCUCUGUCUCUGCUCCUGCCCUGUAAAGAAACUCUGAACAGUCACUUGGUACAUUUAAAAAAAGUCUGUUUUGUGGCAGUUAGUGAAUGGGUACAUUUAUGAGUAAUGUUGAUAAUGUCCAUUAGGAGUGCUUAUGCUAGUCUUUUAUUGAGGAUUUUGUGUUUCUUUUAGAAGAUUCAAUUUCUGAUCUGUAGCUCGUAACCUUUAAAUCAGUGAUUGGCAGCCUAUGGGCCGCUACCACUUUGGUGUCAUAUAUCAGAUAUUUAUAUUACAAUUCGUAGCAGUAGCAAAAUUACAGUUAUGAAGUAGCAAGAAAAAUAGUCUUGUGGUCGGCAGGUCACCACAACAGGAGGAACUGUAUUAAAGGCUUGCAGAAUUGGGAAGGUUGAGAAACACUGCUUUAAACAGUCAUUAAACAGACAGAAGUGGAGUUAAGGGCAAAUGAUUCAGGUUACUUCAUCUUAGUAGUAAAAAAUCAGAAUGGGGGAAGGCAGAAUUAUUGAGGCGCAAUUGUCAAGUUAUUGGAGUGCAUUGCCAUGUCCAGUUCCUGAGCAGUUAGCUUCAGAAUGAGGACAGGGGGCAUCUGAGUCUGUAAUUUACACAAUAGCUGAUUACAGUUUUCUCCCCUUCCUUCCAAUUUAGAUAUUUAAAAAUCCCCCUUGAUGGGAGUCUGACCCAGAACUUGGCACAUUCUUGGAAAGUUCUCUAUCAUAGUUAUGUCCCAGACCUAAGACAUUUAAAUAUAAUGAAAAAUAUUUUAAUUUGAAUACAUUCUUAGGUAAAGUAGAAUUUUCUCCCUUUGCUCUUUGCCCUUCCUCUCUACAGCUCCUUUCAGGUUCUCUCCUUCCAACCCCUUAUCAUGCCCACUCUCAAGUUGUUAGAUUCUUUUUCUUUGAUUAUUAUUGUCACACAAACAUAUACGUGUAUGCACAAAUGUUUACAUAGCCAUUUCUAGAAGAGACUGUUUCAUACCCAGACAUCUGGUUCUUACCCAGUCUUUCCAUUCCUUUUCCAUCUAGUCUUGAAGAAUAUCUGCUGGGUCAUAAGUGCAGGAGCUGUUGGGGCAGGGCUCUCUGAUCCAUUGAUCUCUGCUAUGUACAGAUGCAGUUUUCUAUGGUGGCCUUCAUCAUCUGAAAGAGAUGUUUCUUUGAUGAGGAGUGGUAACUACACUAACCCAGGAAAGGUGUCUGGUGAACCAGAACCAAAUACUUUAGCCUUUAAAAGAAAGUUUUGUUGAGAUACAUACAGUUCAACUUCUUUAAGUGCAUAUACUGAUUUUAAAGGUAUUCAGGGCUACAUAACCAGCACCACUAUGUAAUCAUAACAUUUUCACCAUUCCACAGGAAUUACCAAUUCCUACUGGUAAUUUCUUUUUAUUUUCCCCUCUGAUCUACCUGACAACCCCUAAUUUUUUUCUGUCUUUGUGGAUUUGUCUAAGAGAUAAACUCUUAAAGACUGUACAGUCAUUUAUCAAGCUUUUAUACAUGAAAUGCCAUUUUGCUGGAAAUAACUUUAUAAUGCUAAUUCUUUUAUAUCAGUAAGAAGUCACCUAUGUAUUUAUUAAUUUUUAAAAAUAUUUUUUAUUCUCUAGAGUAUAAUGGAAUUACAUUAUUUCUCCCUCCCCUUUCCUGCCUGAACCCCUCCCAUCAUGCUCCCUUUUCUCCGUCAAAUCCUCAUUAAUUGUUGCUAGUGCUUGUAUGUAUGUACAUGUACAUUCCUAAAUGCAGCCUGCUCGGCCUGUUUAAUGCUAUUCAUGUGUGUGUUUUCAGGGCUGACCAUUUGGUAUUGGAUAACCAAUUAAUUGGUGUGCUCUUCUCUGAGGAAAAAUUUCUCCUGCUCUCAGAAUUCCUUAGUUAUUUGUAGUUCUUUGGGAUUUUCUCCAUCAACUUUGGCAUGCCUGUUGUUAUUCCUGUUCAGCUCAUCUUUAGGCAAUCAUGUUGGUGAGAAUUUAUGGAGGAGACAGUCUCACAGAAACCCCCUGAUUCUCUGGCUCGUACAGUCUUUCCUCCCCCUGUGGAGCAAUGUCUGCUGAGUUGUUUGAAGAGAAGAUGGAGAAUUAGAAGAUGGAGAAAUAGAUGAUGCAGGAUUUGAAGAAACACAAGAUCAUGAAGCAAAAGAGAAUGAAAAGCAGAAAAAUGAGAAAGCCUACAGAAAAUCAAGAAAAAAGCACAAGAAGGAAAGAGAAAAGAAAAAAUCCAAAAGGAGGAAACAUGAGAAACAUAAGCAUAACUCUCCAUCUGGUGAUAGUUCCGACUAUAGCCUGGAUUCAGAUGUUGAACAUAUGCAAAGUUCCCAUAAGAAAAGAACUAGCUUCUACAGGGAUUAUGAUGUUCCAUUUUCUCAGACGUAUAUCAGGAAGUUACAGGACAUCAAAGAAGAGUCAACAUAACAAAAAAUUUAACAGUAAAGAAUAUGCUGAGUCCAGUUUCUACAGUGAUGACUACUUUGGUAACUACAGUGAUGACAACUUUGGUAACUAUAGUAACCAGGAAGGAGAAGAAGAUUUCUCCAGUCAGCUGAAAUACUAUCGACAAUCCCAGGAGCGCUCAGGGUCAUCAUUCUCUAAAGAAUCAGGGAAGAAACUGAGAAGUAGAGAAAGCCCACCAGGUACUGAAUAUCGGAUUAAAAAUUUUAAUGUUAGUCAUGGACAUCUUUUGCCGAGGAAAAUCAGAAGAAAAGAGCACUGUGGGGCACGAGUCAUUAAAGGGCCUCAUGUCUUUUCAGCAGUGGAUGACUUUCAAGAGUACAGCAAACCGGGGAAAAAGUGGAAAGUCAUGACUCAGGAGUUUAUUAACCAGCACACAGUGGAGCACAAAGGGAAACAGAUCUGUAAAUACUUCCUGGAAGGGAGAUGUAUUAAGGGAGAUCAUUGUAAAUUUAAUCAUGAUGCAGAAUUGGAGAAGAAAAAGGAGGUCUGCAAAUAUUAUUUACAGGGAUAUUGUACCAAAGGAGAGAACUGCAUUUAUAUGCAUAGUGAAUUUCCUUGCAAGUUCUAUCAUAGUGGAGCAAAGUGCUACCAAGGAGACAAGUGUAAGUUUUCUCAUGAUGAUCUGACUAAAGAAACAAAGAAACUUUUGGACAAAGUGCUGAAUGCUGACGAAGAACUUGUAAACGAAGACGAAAGAGAAUUAGAAGAACUUAGAAAGCACGGCAUAACUCCUCUCCCCAAACCACCCCCAGGAGUCGGGCUCCUCCCAACCCCAUCAGAGCAUUUUCCCUUUUCUGAUCCUGAAGACGAUUUUGAGACAGAUCUUUCUGAUGAUACGAAGAAAAUUCCAUCUCUUUUUGAAAUAGUUGUAAAACCUACUGUGGAUUUAGCACAUAAAAUUGGGAAGAAACCACCAGCAUUUUACAACAGUACCUCUCCACCAGGACCACAGUAUGAGGAAAGCAGUCACUGUCCACAGCAUAUGUACAGUUCUGAGUCAAGUCCAGGUCCUGGAUCUAAUAUUCCUCAAGGAAGUGAGAGUCCUGUGAGACACCCAGGCUCCCCUGGACACCACCCAUGUAUAGGACCUCCUGGUCCACCAAUGCAAGAGAACCCACCUUUGCUACCUGGUUCAUCUGAAGUUGUAGGCCCUCAUAGCCAAGCUGGAGGGCUUGUUCAGCUGGACACACUACCAAGUAUGGGUGGAGCUUAUCAUUCCCCAGGCUUUCCAGGACACGUGAUGAAAGUCCCCAGAGAGAGUCACAGCUCUACAGCUUCAUUGUACCAGCAAAUGCCUAGUGAGGUACAGCUCAGUGCCGACUCUGAGUGCCUGCAAGGCUCGGCUGAAGUUUACGAUGAUUACUACCCACAGAAUGCUGCACACAGCUUUCAACCACCCGAUAACUCUGCUGAUGAGAUGUGGCAUGAAGAAUUUGCACAGCAGCAGCCUCCCGGUGCUCAUGACUCUCCUCACCUUGGGAGUGGGCCUGAUACCAGCAGCACUUUAACAAGUCACUGCCCUCUGCCUGCUUCAGGGCUCCCUCCUGCAGUGCAGAGAGCUCUUUUCAUCCCAUUGACUCAGAGAUACCAAGAAGAUGAAGAACCAGCUGGCACCCAGCCUCAUAGAGCAUCAAGCAAGGAAGAAGACGACACAGUUAACUGGUAUUCCAGUAGUGAAGAGGAAGAAGGAAGUGGUGUCAAGUCAAUACUGAGGACAUUACAGAAACAAACGGGAACUCUAAGAAAUCAGCAACACCCUCCCACAGAGCUCAGCAUUCCUACUGAUCCAAGACUUGCUAAAGAGAAAAGGAAAGGAAAUCAAGUGGUUGACCCAAGACUCCGGACUGUCCCAAGGCAAGAUAUUAGAAAGCCGCAUGAGUCUGUCCCAGUGGAUCUUAGACUUGUGUGGGAUCCCAGGAAAUUCAGAGGGAAUGGAGGUGCUCCUGGGGGCUCUUCAGCCACUGGAGCAAAGUUUGAUUUGCGUCAUACAAGUGCUGGUGCAAAUCACAAACCCAAAAGAAGAGAUGAUGAUGAUGAAGAUACAGAAAGAGAACUGAGAGAAAAAGCCUUCUUAAUACCUUUGGAUUCUUCACCUGGCGUAGUCCUCCAGGAUCCAAGGUCACAGUUAAGACAAUUCAGUCACAUUAAAAUGGACAUUAUUCUAAACAAACCCAACUUUGCAAAACACAUUGUGUGGGCUCCAGAAGACUUACUUCCAGUACCUUUACCUAAACCUGAUCCAGUAUCUUCAAUCAAUUUACCUCUGCCCCCACUUAUAGCUGACCAGAGGCUCAGUAGAUUAUGGAAUACAAAAAGUGAUCAUCAGGGUACCCUUUCCCUUGAUCCAACUUCAGCAGCCAAAGCCAGAAUGAGUCUAACACCCAGAGAGGGCUGCUUAGAGCAGUCUGGAGAUUUACACAGUUCAGGAGGUAAACUAGGAGAUCCUAGGCUGCAAAAGAAUUUUGAUCCUAGGCUUCACAGACUGCCCAAUACAGAGUCUCCUCAAGUGGCCAUAAAGGACUCGCAUUCAUUGAGGAAUGCUCUGCCCUUAGCCAGGUGGAACCCUGCUUUGUCACAGCCCUCAACAGCAGCACCUGUUACUGUUGCUCCUGUGACUCUUCCCUUGUAUGCCUCCAAACUCUCUUCAGAUGGCCUCCCACCAGGAACUCCAAGUUCAGUUCUGAGUGGCAUUAGUUUGUAUGAUCCUAGGGAUAAGGGUUCAUUGUCUGCAACAGAGCUGUCAACCAUUUCUUCAGGAGAAAAUACAGAGAACCAGAAAAAAAGUGGUGUAAAAAAUAGUGAUAAAAACCAGCCUUCCCCUGGAGAAGUGAUCCUUCCACAGAAAACUACUGCAGACAUGAAAGUCCCUGUUGAUGGGCCGGCUGAUGUGCAGACAGAUGUCCUCAGCAGUGCUGAUGGGGUUCAGGCCCCUGCUGUGCACAGUCUUCCUAUUCAGGCCUUAACAGGCUUAAUUGGACCUCCAUACAGUGAUCCGAGGCAGGCAAGAGAGCCAGGACAGGCAAGCCCCACCCCAGAUGAUGAUCCUAGUAGAGAAACAGAUGACAAGUCUCUGAAAGAGGUUUUUAAGACGUUUGAUCCAACCGCAUCACCGUUUUGUUAGCUGUUGUGUAACUAAGCUGUUCUCACGCUAUCACAGUUCUCUGCUUUUUUGUAACUUGUUUACCUCGAUAGUUUAUUUAUUUUUUAAAUUAUAAACAUUUUUCAGCUGCUAGUAUCAGAACCACAUGAACUUAUAUCCUCUAAAGUCUGUGGUAUUUUAUAUAAUAUUUUUAUAACUUCAAGAGACUAUAGUAUAGAAAAACAUGUUAGCUUUAGUAAAAGUAUUUUUAUUGUUAAAAGUGAACCAUCAUGAACUCAACACUCAGCCUGAGUAUAUGCCAGUUGUCUUUCUUAAUCAUUGUUUAGGUUAACAAUUACCACUUUUAUAUGGUUGUUUAGUUUCAAGCAAUAUGAUAUACAUUACUUUUGAGAAUCAGUAUUUUAACUAGGAUCCUUUCUGUCAGCACAAAACUGAUUAGUGUGUAACGCCAACUGCUACAUAAAAUGCAAGGUGAAAACAUUCAAAACCAUAAUUAGCUCAGCUCUUAUUUCAGGGCAUCAAUUUAUUAGCAUUGGCAAUACUGUCUGUGUACAUGAAGCACUUGAAUGUUGUAUCUUUUAAAAGUAUUUUAUUGUACACUAUCAUAGAAGCUGAAGGACUAUAAAUAAAAUGUUUUGCUAUAGUAAAAAAUUUCUAGGUUCUCUAACAGAACUUUUAAAAUUUAAGUUUUCACAUUAAAUAGUUAUGAGUUUAUUGCUGUAUCACAUUGUGAUAUUUAUGUAUUUCAGUGUUUUGUCUUUAGCAAAUAGUUUUUAUCUCUUUCAAAUGAUGUUACUGCAAUAUUUGUGCUCAUCAUGACUGUGGCAAUUUUUAACAGAAUUUUCAAUGUGAGCCUGUAGUAAUUAUUAUGCUGAUAAUGUUUUAAAUGUCUAGAUUAUAUAUUUUUCUUGCAUAGCAAAAAAAUAAAAAUAAAAAAUACAAAGACAAAAACUACCCCACUGAGAUGGCAGGUAUAUUCCACUGUAUAUGGUUCCAAUAAACAACAUUUUAGAUCUCACACAACUGGUUCUAUAACAGGGAUCACCUAUGUUUUAAUUAUUUAAUGUCCCCAUAGUUUAGAACUCUGACUAGAAAUUGUAUUAUGCAUUCUUGUGUAUUCACUGCAGUGCAUAGGUAAAGGUACCUGUGUUUAUAAUGUAACUCAAACUCAGUGUUACACUGGUGCAGUCUCUUGAACCGCUGGUGACUGGUAGUGUUUGCUGAGAUGGCUCCAGUAAAUCAUUGAAAAAGAGAAUUUGUUAUGAGACAAAGGAAGCAAAAAGGCCAGUCCUUGGUUAGAGAGAACUCUCACAGAAGCAAUUUUCACAGUUCACAAAAUGUUUUUGUUUCUAUUUGUUGUCUAAAAUGGCUCUGGAUAGCAGGGUAGAGUCAAAGAUACUGUUUAAAGUCACAUAAAUAGAGACUCUCUCCUCACUGUUCAAGUGGACACUACUGUUAAACGAGAAGUCAAUAAAGUAGAUAAAACGGACAGAAAAAAUGUAGUCCAAAGUAGUACACUUUUCUCUCUUAUCAGAAUUUAAAAAAAAACAAUAAAAUAGCUAAAUUUAAGUUAAUCAAAAAUUGUAACAAAUUUUUAGUUCCACUCAUGCAUUUAUCCUUAUUGUUGAAUUAGGAAUACUUCUAACACUACAAGAUAAUUUGCCUUACACAAAACUCUCAAUGAAAGCUCUCUUUAUAAUAACUUCUAAACCCUACUUUUAAAAAUUAAUACCAGGGGUUGAGGAUUUAGCUCAGCAGUAGAGCGCUUGCCUAGCGAGCACAAGGCCGUGGGUUCGGUCCCCAGCUCCGAAAAAAAGAAAAAAGAAAAAAAAAUUAAUUCCAAUGAUAGGAUAUUUGUUUACUCAUUUCAUUGUCAUCGUUCCUUUUCUAUUGUUGUGAAGAGGUUCCAGGACCAAGGCUACUUUUACAAAGUAAAUCAUUUAAUUGGCUUGCUUAAAUUUUGGAGGUUUAGCCCAUUAUCAGCCUGGUGGGAAGUGUGGUCAGAGCAUGGCAGGACUCAAGGCCUUGGAGCACAUCCUGGUCCACAGGCCAAGACAGAGAAAGUGGGCUUGCUUGGCAUGGGCUCUUGAAACCUCAAAGCCCAUUCCCAGUGACCACACUUCUUCCAACAAGGCCAAAGCUCCUAACCCUCCUUAUUCUUCUCCAAUAAUGCCACUCUGUGAUGACAGAGCAUUCAAAUAUAUGAGCCAAUGGAGGCCAUUGUUCAAACCACCACACUUAUUCAUGGGAGUGUCCUAACGUGUUUUGCAAACCAAUUUUAUCUCAUAAACUGAUACUACAGUUUAUAUUAAAGCAAUGUUUAAAAUAAUGCUUUUGACUUGCACCAUUAUUUGGGAUUGAAAUACUAGCUUAGGGUAUAUUGUUCAGAACCUGUCAACAUAGAUUUCUUUAAUCCCUCUUUCUGACUUUCUCACAAAAAUGUAAUAAAUACCUACUUUUCCCAGUUAGUAAGCUCUUCAUUAAGGUGGAUUGGUGUAAAAUAAAGAAAACUUUCCCCAAAGGCUUAGAUAUUUGAAUAGUCCCCAGUUGGAGCCACCAAACGUUUAGGGGGAGGUUUGGGGAAUGUGGCCUUGCUGGAAGAAAUCAUUUGUGGCUGCUGUGAGAGCAAACAGCACGUACCUCCUUUCAGUUUGCCCAUUUUAUGCUUGUCUUUGAAGAUAGGAACUCUCAGUUUCUUACUUGCUUCUGUGACCAUGCUUACCUGCCCUAAUGGACUCUGACCCUCUGGAACCACAAGCCAAAAUAAACCCCUCCUUCUAGAUAAGUUGUCCUGGCCCUGGACUUCCAUCACAGUCACAAAAAAGUAGCUAACAGUUGUUAUUUUUAGAAUUUAUGGAAUUUGGUGUCUUAUUAUUGCAGUAAAAAGUUGCAUCCUGUUCUUAGAAGCGACACUUUCACAGAUGACAGAAACAGCUUGUAUCUGAAAAGACUGAGUGGGCUCCUCUGUUGCGAUGCCACAGACCUUCAUGGUGGGAUCCACGUAUUCACUUUGGUGUUGAAUAGAGUACAAAUCAGGCCAUAAAACUGGACCAGCAUCAGACCAUAAACUUGUCGACUAUUUUGCUAUAUCUUGCUCAGGACUUUAUUCUGAACUUUGAAAACAAACCAAAUGUUGAAAUGGUUUCACAUUCUAUGUUAUUGACUUCGUUUCUGUGUGGAACCUCCAUGCUUCCCACCCUGCACUCCAAACCCCAGAACUGGGCCACAGUGGAAGGAGCCACAUUAUGUGGUGAUGUAUGCUUAGGUUUUUGUUUGUUUGUUUGUUUUGUUUUGUUCCUUUUAACUUUCUAGGACUUGAGACCUUAGCGCUCCUGAUAGUCCUAUUUAUUUUAAAGGUGGGAGAACAGUUGAGUAGACAAACCUUUAAACUGAUUAGUCACAGAACUAGAAGGACAGAGAAGUUUUGAAUGACUCAAAGUUUAGAGACAAUGAAGUCAUUCUUUUCUGAUUGAUUUCUAAACAUCAUCUCAAUGUCUAAUUCUUAUCUGUGAGAUAUAAAUAAUUUCAAUCGUUUAGAGAUUUGAGGUAGGGAGGGAAUCAUUUUUGUAAAGUACUUAUAAAUACAAAUUUGCCUUGUGAAUGUAAGUCACAGACACAAUCUUACAUUCCUAUUAGGGCUACUAAGUUAAAUAAAGUUCCAUAAUAACCAGGCAUGACCUGUUUGUUUUCCUAAGGUUAUGAAGCUUUAGAUGUGCACUGUAACCAUAAGAGGAAAGUUGCCUGAGGAGUUGUUUCAAAGAAUUUUAACCCACUAGGUUAGCAAGUGUUUAAAUGUUAGUGUGUAAGAAACACAGAACUUUCAACUUGAUUUGUAAUUUGUCAUAAUGAUCUGAUCUGUCUGCUUUAUACAGGAUGGAUGUUGAUGGAAGCCACCAGUUGCUUUGCUGCUGGGCCAUGCUGUAUGUCUGCUGAAAUAGCCUGUGAGGGUGGAGUGGACGGACGUCUAUUCAGUAGUAAAGCCAUUGGUGUUUAAAACAACAGAGAGACUGACUGAGUGCUGGAGAUGGAACCCAGAGCCUCAACAUGCCAAGCUAGAGCUGACACUGCGCUGCACUCCCCGGCCUUCACUGUGGAUUUAAGCAGCUUUAUAAGGAUAUUAAGACCUCCUUUGCCAUCAUGCCGUGGAGUUGUCAGUGAUGCUCGUUUACACGCUUUUUACAUCGGCAUGCAGGAGGGUGUGGCCACCCACUCAGUUCAGAUGGGCAGGAGCAUUCCCUGUUAAGUCUACACCAGGAAUGUUAUCAGGGAAGCUCUGUAAAGCACAAGGCCUGGCCUCACGUACCUGUGUCUCAGAUUCCGCCUGAGGAGCAUGCUACACAAGCUGCCUAAGUCCUGCUCAGCACAGGUCAGGGAGACGAUCCCUCAGCUUUACAAUGUGUCUUGGACCAGGGCCACCAAGGCUGGGAGUUUCCUUGUGCUUGUUUUUCGUAAACCCAGCUCAUCACAGUCUUCGUUUGAGGCUUCUUGAAGUCGGUGUCGUAGUAGUUUCCUCUUCCACUGCAUGCAGAAGGCAGCAACCUCCAAUUCCUCUGGAUCUGAGGAAGGCCAUCUCAAACCCUGCGAGAGGGAAAGGAUGCUACAGCUCAGUGCCGAAGUCUGUACUCUACAGUGACCGGGGAUGCUGGCCUCAUGUCUUCAGGGUCACCAGUGUGGAACUUGCUCUUACAAAGUUCCUCCUAGCAUGUUAGGGCUGCCUUUCUGGUAUGACAGCUCUUGUUUUACACCAUCAAGCUAUUAUGUUUGAAGGCAAGUGGAGACUACCCACCCUGAACAGAGAUGAAAAGGAACACAAACAGCUUUAUAUUUAAUCCAGUGAAAUGUUCUGAUAACAUAGCCAAUUUUAAAUUCACUCUCAGCAGUUAAGAACACUGGUUGCUCUCGCUGAGGGCCCAACACCCAUAAGAUGGCUCACAAACACCUCUAAGUCCUGUUUCAGGGAUCCAGUGCUUUCUACUGGCUUCUUUGGGCACCGGGCAUACAUGUGGUACACAGACAUAUAUACAGGCCAAAGCACAUACACACAUUAAAAAAUAAUUUUUCUCUCCCCUCUAAAUUCUUCCUCUGGUUUCAUCUUGCACACAAAGAACAAAAACAGGAAACUGGGUAUGAUUUAGUUUAUAUUUCAGAGAGUCCUUGACUAAUGAUUACCAAUUCACAAUAGUUCAGCUUUGAAAUAUGAUUGUGUCUUAAGCUGUUACUGUUAGGUGCGGACUUGGAGCCAUGACUCGGCAGUCAAAGAGCAUUGGCUGCUCUUCUAGAAUAACCUGGGUGAGACUCCCAGCACCCACAUGCUGACUCACAGUCAUCUGUAGCUCCACUUCCAGGGGGAUCUGAUGCCCUUACGACUUCUGAGGGUAAAGCACACAUGUGGAGCACAGACACACCUGCAGGCAAAGCAUUCAUACUCAUAAAAUAAAAAGCAAUCUUUUUUUUUUUUGGUUCUUUUUUCGGAGCUGGGGACCGAACCCAGGGCCUUGCGCUUCCCAGGUAAGCGCUCUACCACUGAGCUAAAUCCCCAGCCCCAUAAAAAGCAAUCUUUAAAAAUUAGGUUAGACUAUUAAUGCAUCGUCUAUGUUUUUGUUUAGCUUUUUUCUCUUCUUUUCCUUUCUUUUUUUUUUCUUUUCUUUUUUUCAGAGCUGGGUUCUUUUCCUUUCUUAGACAAGGUCUCAUCAUUCUGUGCCCCAGUCUGGCCUUGAGCUUCUGAUCUUCCUCCCUCAACCUCGAGACAACGGGAUUACAGGUGUGAGUUACCAUGUCUGGUGGAUGUAUUUGUGACUUAAUUGUAUUUUCAAUUCAUGGUGGGUUUCUAGGGGCAUAAGUCCAUCAUGAAUGGAGAGGUGGCCAUACAGUAGAGGUGCUUCGUCCCUUCAGAGGAGUUAAGAGUUAAGUUCAGGUCUGAAGAAGAAGCAGCCAGGCCUGGGAGAGUGAUGAAGACAGAGGUAGGCCUCACACAGAAAGGCCUAAGAAAUCUCUUUCUUACUUAUUUAAUCUGUUUUUUGUUUUGGUUUUGUUUUGCUUCGAGACAGGUCUCAUAUAGUCCAGGCUGGUCUCCCAUUCGCUGUGUACCUAAGGAUAGUCUUGAACUUCAAAUCUGCCAGAUUCUAUAGCCAGAGUCCUAGUGUUAACACCCAGAGGAGGCAUUCUUUUAGGCAUGUAAACACUGCCCAUCUGCAGCUGUCAUUUAAGAUAUGGGAAGCCAGAAAAAGUGUUGUUUUCACCAGAAUGAGACAAAGUCAGACAAUACACAAAAUUAUGCUUUUUUUAAUCUAAUGGAGACCUGAGUUUGAAGUUCUCCAGGCUCAGACGUAUUAGAAAAGAGUCAUCUCUGAGGAGAGAUGGGAAUAGUACUGGUUUACAUAAGACUCAGCAUGGGAGGGACACAGGGCAGCUAUGUAAUUGAAUAAGAAGUUUGGGCAAACAGUUUAAACGGGCUAUGGGUGUAGCUCAGUAGCAAAGUACCUGUGUAGCAUCUUGAAGACACUGGCUUUGACCUCCAGGAUAGAAAAAUAAAAUCAACAAAUUGCUAACGUCCAAAUGUAGACUAGUGUGAGCACAGCACCCAUCCACAGGGAAAGUCUAUGCACACUCAGGAUCUGCCAUCAAGGCCUCCCUGAUGCUCCUGGAAAAGGCUCAACUGGGUCAGGGGAUGAGAACAUCUGUCUGAGAUGCAGGCUUUGGGGACAAGAACAACUCCCAUCACAUAGGCAUAAUUACUCCCAAGAUCUGUCCCUUCAUUAAAUAAAAGCCUCUAGCCACUGAGGAAAUGACAGCAAACUAAACACAAGUUAAGGCUAGCAAGCCCGAUACCCUCACAGUGAUCUUAAUAAUAAAAUCCCAGCUCAAGCCAAUGCCUGACAAGAUGGCCUCACCCCUACACUAGGUGCUUAGAAAACAUGAAUAUUUAUAAAAAUAUUACUAACUCGGUAUCUACACAUCUGCAUGUAAUACAAGCAGAACAGUCCUGUGGUUUGACCCACUGUCAAGAUAAAAACCAAAUCCCGCAUAGCAAUUAGAGUCAGAUCUGAGCCAUGUUAUCAGAAAAUAAGGUUUAAAAACACCUACGAUUAAUAUCUCUAUGGCUUUAAUUGAAAUGCAGGCAAAAGUGCAUAGGUAAAUAACCAAUCCUACAAAAGAUGAAAAACCACAAUAAACAAACAAACACAAACAAACAAAUUGCUUGGUAGUGUAUACUCAAAAUCUUGCCACUCAGGAGACUGAGGCAAAAAAAUCCAGAGUUAAAGGUCAGACUGAGCUAUGUAUUGGGUUCGAAGCCAGAAAUAGGCUAUCUAUGAUCUUACCUCAAAAUCAAAAACAAAAAGUGUAUUCAGCUAAUUAAACAAACAAAGGGGAAUACUGGAGGCAGAAGAAAAUAGUAAAAGCUGCACAGAAUGCUGUGGUAGGCUCUCCUGCAGAUCGGAUCCUGCUGAAGCAGUGAUAAGAUUAAAGUGAGGUUAAUGGAAAUCACAGGUCCCUGUGGCACUCACCCGAAGACAGGCAGCUUCCACAGCCCUCACCGUCUCGGAGACAGCCUGGAGGAGCCGCUGUGCAUUGUCUACAAGGAGCUCUUCAGAGGACUUGCUUCUUGUGAGGGAGGCCUUUACACUGGAGCAUUUGUUGAGAAAGAAAUCUUUACCCCAGGUUAGGAGGCAAUCGGCAAUAAAAACCAGAAUUCACAGUGUAAGACCCAGAUAGAAAGCUGAGAUAUUUUGGUGAGAAUAUUCAGAAGAGACUGUGUGUGUAUGUGUAUGCGCGCGCGUGCGUGCACACAAAUGCCCUCAAACCAGAGAUCAGUGCAAGGUGUUUUCCUCAAUUGCAUCCCACUUUUUUGUUUGUUUUUGAGACAGCAUCUCUAGCUGAGCCUGGAGCUGCUUACAGGUUUGGCUAGAGCAGCAAGCUGAGAAGAACCCUGUGCCUUCCUCCUCGGCCCUGGGUUAUAAGUAUGCACUACCACACCCAGCUCUUAGAUGAGUGCUGGGAGCCAAGCUCAGGUCCUCCUCAUGCAUAUGUGGGGCAAGCAUGUCACCAACUGAGUUACCUUUCUAUUCCACAGGAAGACUGUUCCAAGGGCUUAAUAGAGCGUUUUUUAAAUGAAAAUCGUAUUUUAAUGCCAGUAAAAUGUGAGUCAUACAGCAUCUAUAGCAAAAACCAACAGAGUGUGCUGCUAAUGGUAGUAACUGGAGAGAGGUCACAGAACAGACACCAACUGUCAUUGAAACAUGAAUGGAUAAAAUCGGUACACACUAUGUUCAGGACUUGGCUGAUACUGGAGGGACUGCCUUCUUUAGGGUUCAGCAGUUCCCAGAAAUUGUUCGGAAUGGCUGACCUGCAAACAGACCUCCCAUAUUUAACCAUCCGUCCUGCAUAUGCUUAGCCUGCUCAUUCGGCCUUGGGCAUUCAUUCCCAUGAGAACCACGGGGAAUGCUUUUGCCUGUUCCCUUAGCUCCUCCUGUCAUUGACACAGGUAAGUUCUCUUGUGUAGCCCUCCCCACAGCCAACAGCCUCUUAUAUGAGCCACUGUGCCUCUUAUAUGAGGGUGAGGGGUGUCAUUUUGAGUAUAAAAAUUAAUUUGCUUGUGGUGGUCAUUUUUUGUCUGUCUUAAAUAGAAGAAAAUACUGGGGGCUGGGGAUUUAGCUCAGUGGUAGAGCGCUUGCCUAGGAAGCGCAAGGCCCUGGGUUCGGUCCCCAGCUCCGAAAAAAAGAACCAAAAAAAAAAAAAAAAGAAGAAGAAGAAAA